AUGUCGCGAUCGAACCCCCCCAACGCCUCGGGGUCCCGCAAGAUCUCUUUCAACGUCAGUGAGCAGUACGAUAUUCAGGAUGUCGUCGGCGAGGGUGCAUACGGUGUAGUCUGCUCGGCCAUCCACAAGCCUUCAGGCCAAAAGGUCGCCAUCAAGAAGAUUACCCCCUUCGACCACUCCAUGUUCUGCCUAAGAACCCUUCGAGAGAUGAAGCUUUUGCGCUACUUUAACCACGAGAACAUCAUCUCCAUCCUCGAUAUCCAGAAGCCCCGAAACUACGAGUCGUUUAACGAAGUCUACUUAAUUCAGGAGUUGAUGGAAACGGAUAUGCACCGAGUCAUCCGCACCCAGGACCUCUCCGACGACCACUGCCAGUACUUCAUCUACCAGACUCUGCGUGCGCUCAAGGCCAUGCACUCGGCCAACGUUCUCCACCGAGAUCUCAAGCCGUCCAACCUUCUGCUCAACGCCAACUGCGAUCUCAAGGUCUGCGACUUUGGCCUCGCCCGAUCUGCGGCGUCCCAGGAGGACAACUCUGGCUUCAUGACGGAAUACGUUGCCACGCGAUGGUACCGAGCCCCGGAGAUCAUGUUGACCUUCAAGGAGUACACCAAGGCCAUUGAUGUGUGGUCGGUCGGCUGCAUUCUGGCCGAGAUGCUGAGCGGAAAGCCCCUGUUCCCCGGCAAGGACUAUCACCACCAGUUGACUCUUAUUCUGGACGUGCUGGGCACACCCACAAUGGAGGACUACUACGGAAUCAAGUCGCGCCGAGCUCGAGAGUACAUCCGAUCGCUACCCUUUAAGAAGAAGGUGCCCUUCCGGACCCUAUUCCCCAAGACUUCGGACUUGGCGCUGGAUCUGUUGGAGAAGCUGCUUGCCUUUAACCCCGUUAAGCGCAUCACGGUGGAAGAGGCGCUGAAGCACCCGUACUUGGAGCCCUACCACGAUCCCGAGGAUGAGCCUACGGCGCCACCAAUUCCCGAGGAGUUCUUCGACUUUGACAAGCACAAGGACACUCUGAGCAAGGAGCAGCUGAAGCAGUUGAUCUACCAGGAGAUUAUGAGGUAA
Molecule: messenger RNA, 1068 nt
Organism: Ilyonectria robusta
Lineage: Eukaryota; Fungi; Ascomycota; Sordariomycetes; Hypocreales; Nectriaceae
Product: mitogen activated protein kinase
Exons: 4
Coding region: 1-1068 (355 amino acids)
Biological process (GO): intracellular signal transduction; protein phosphorylation
Cellular component (GO): cytoplasm; nucleus
Molecular function (GO): ATP binding; MAP kinase activity
Source: RefSeq, a predicted model, not a curated record